Messenger RNA from Anolis carolinensis (green anole), 2125 nucleotides. RefSeq names its product mitochondrial pyruvate carrier 1 (gene mpc1). Gene Ontology annotation, cellular component: mitochondrial inner membrane. The transcript is spliced from 4 exons. Gene Ontology annotation, biological process: pyruvate import into mitochondria. The record is from RefSeq and is a predicted model, not a curated record. Bases 217 to 540 code for a protein of 107 amino acids. Lineage: Eukaryota; Metazoa; Chordata; Lepidosauria; Squamata; Anolidae.
CUGGAAAAAGAAGAGGCGCCAAUAGGAGGCGGCAGGGCUACCAUGGAAACGGGGGCGUUGCCGUAAAGCAGAAGCCGGGCAGGGCCGUGAAGCGUUCUCCUCUGAGGUGACAGCGGUUGAGGAGUUUGUCAUUGGGAGUAGCAGCGGCGUCGCCGUCGGGCUGCGUCCGGGCCUUUUCUUUUCCCCUCCAUCUGCUGCCCUCAGCUCUCCUCCGCCAUGGCGGCGGCGCUGGCGCGGAAGGCCGCGGACUAUGUGCGCAGCAAGGACUUCAGGGACUACCUCAUGAGGUCGCACUUUUGGGGACCAGUAGCUAACUGGGGCCUGCCUAUUGCCGCUAUCAAUGACAUGAAGAAAUCACCAGAGAUCAUCAGUGGACGAAUGACAUUUGCACUUUGCUGCUACUCAUUGACCUUCAUGAGGUUUGCAUAUAAGGUGCAACCCAGGAACUGGUUGCUGUUUGCCUGUCAUUUUACUAAUGAGUUCGCACAACUUAUUCAAGGAGGACGAUUGAUUAAAUACAACCUGGAAAAAAAGAACUGAGCAUUUGACAAGGGAAAACAGAAAAGGUGCUCCUAAUUACAACCAAGAAAGGUCUUUGCCAUUCACAAUUGCUGUAUCUGGUACAUCACCAUCAUCCCAUGAAUAUGUUUAUGCUAAUGUUCUGUAUUGCAUUUUAUAAUUCAACUUUUUAAAAGUGCUGAACAGCAGUUUAAAACUACAUCAGUUUGCUGCCUUACAAGUACAAAAUCUUUAUAGUUAUGAGAUUUUUCAAGCCAUGCACAUGUCAGCCUUUCUGAAUUAUUGAAAGAUGGAAGAAUUUGAUCAUGGAUAUUGGACAGCCAUGCGCACAAAUGUACUUGGUAAUUCUGGUUUUGCCUCCUUAAAUGCAUUGGAAUUGUAUACUAUAUUACAGUACUUGCAUUCAGGGACCCCCAUUCCUGAACAUUUUUCUAGUUGUACAUCCACCCUCCUCUUCAGCACUUUUCUGCUGACUGAAAGUGGGUAAAUACUAACUGCUCUCAAAUUGCUUAUUUGAAUAGCUGUGUAUUUGCUUACCUACACAUUCAGGCCCUUGACAACUAGUUGCUUAAUGUUAUAUUCCACUACCCUCAUGAAAUCAAAUGAAAAGGGCAAAACAGUAGGUAUGCUGGUUUAAAUUAACUUCCCCCCCCCCCCCAACUUGUUUCCCCAAACCUGCCAUGGGGCUGUACUUCAGUUAUGAUACUUGCACACAGCCUACUUUUCUAAAAUCUGAUAUUUUGGUCUGAAAUACCAGUCAGUUUCUUGUGUGAAUUAACAACCAUUUGAGCAAGGUAUUUGCAUAUUGGCACUGCAGAAGAGUGUUGUGCACCUCUUGGGAGACCUGGGCAGAAAGUACAGUUCUGCAUUGCACUGAGCAUAUGCUGUGUCAGUCUUGACAUUUCAUCUCAACUCUCCCGUUUGUUACAUGUUGUAGACCUUAAAUUCAUACCGGUGUGCAAACUCCAUAUUAUUUGCCAAAUAUUUUUCUAGAAAUGUUUUGGUAAAAAAUCAUUAACAAAAGCACUUCAUAAAUUAAGACCUCCGGGCAGAUAUAUCUGAAGGAUAUUCUGUAUUUAACUGGAAAGUUCUGAAAACAAGCAUUUAUUUGUUUUCUUUUUGCCCACUUGUGCAAAGUGUAAAAUAACAACUAGACUGUAUCUAAUGGUUGUAUUUUUAAGGCAACAACUUUGAGACAGUAAACUUCCCCACUGGGGAGAAGUUAUGAUUUGAACAUUUUAAUCAAACUAUUGGCAAUAAAACCAUUUUGAGGGACUUUUGUAAUGAUAAUUUUCAACACUAUUAAUAAAAAUGUUACCUAACUUGCAUUAUUGGAUUGUACAAAGAUAGACAAAAUUAAUGGGAAAUCUAUGAAGGAUGGGACUUUGCAUAUCUGAGGUCCAUUUGAGUUGUAAUAAUCUCAAGAUAAUAUUAAUAUAUUAGUAAAAAAAACUCAUGUCUUUUCUCUUUCUUCUUAUUGAUCAAUGUGGGGCAGGUUCUGUUGGUCUGUGUUGGGUACAAUGUAAAAAUGAAUGGAUAAGGACAAGAAGUUGUACAAAAUACUGAUAAUUCUGAUUCUCUGAAAUGUAAAUGCUUUCACAAUUUC